AUGCCUCCCGAAAACCUCGACAAUGUCCGCGUCUUUGUUCAAUGGCGCGACCAGACUGUCUUCGCUGGCGAGGAACUAAAGUGUACGGUAACCUUCAAAAACAUCGCGCCGUCCCCAAGUCAGCAAACGCAACAACAAUCGCAGCUCCAGCAGAAGCUCCAUGGCGAGCGUCAGCGGUUGACGGUGCCCCUGCAAUCUCGGGCCAAAAAAGGCAACGUCGGAUUGACUUCGCUCCCGUCACCAACGCCUACAAGGGGUCAUCACAGGUCGGCCUUAUCCCUCAGUGUUUCUACGACAAGCUCGCACAGCCGCUCUGGAUCGGUUCAAUGGCCCCAGAAAGUCGGUACUGGAGGCGAUUGGAAACCGGCUCAUCGACAUCAACGAUCACUAUCCAUCGUAUCCAUCGGAUCGACCAAGACUCUGGAGGAACAUGGUCCGCGCAGCGACACCACGUCGAGGCCGCCCCGACCAAAUAGAGGCCAUAAUCGUGCGGCAAGCUUGCAGAUCCCACCACAGGGCGCAUCUUCGCCUAGUCCAGGACCCCGAUCAGCGCCGUUCUUUGCUCGGCAAACAAGCACCCCCCUGUUCAACGAAUCAUACCCGCCCAACAGAUUUGGCCGUCACGCGGGCGCCUCGACUGUACCAAACACACCAGGACUUGAGGGUCAGAGAAGGUUGCCCAAGUCGCCACCGAGCCCUCAACUGCUGGACUUUAGUUUUCUAGCUUCCGACGUAGCCGAAGCCGAACAAGUGUACAACAACUUGGGCUCGAGUCAAACUGAUGGGCUCCCCAACCCUAGGAGGGAAAGUACUGCCGAUAACCAUAAUCUCAACGUGCGAUCGAAAGAACAGUCGUCAAGCUUAACCGAGCGGCCUGCACCUCGAAUCCUGGCUAGCAAUACGGCACCCGGGGGCACACCACGAAGCAGCGGGGAGUUUUACUCCAUAAGUAACAACUCGUCCGAAACCCUCGUGUCCGAGUAUGUAGCUCAGCCGUUGAUGCGGAGCAAUGGAGGGCCACCUCACCUGAGGCGUAGUUCCGGCAUGGCCUUUGCGCCGCAAAAGAACACUCCAGAAUCGUUGAUGAUGGGCUAUGCUCAGAUUCAGGGAUCCUUCACCCUGGAUGGUUCGUUGGUCAGCUUGGGACCUUUUGAGCAGGUCAAGAAGAAGGCUGUCGUGAGCGGCCGAGGAGGUGGCGUCAUUGGUGUCAAACCCGCCAAGCGGGACACUGGUCUACUAAGAGGGUUGGGCUGGGGGAAAAUCGGCUACUCUCUGGGAGACUUACUCGGCGGUGGAGAGCUGAGCACGAUCAAGGAGAUACGCAGUGCGGCCAGUUCGAAAUCCAUUCCCUUGCUUAGCACGCCGCAGUCUAUUCUCUUUGUGGACCUGCAGUUGGCGGCCGGCGAAAGUCGAUCUUACGAAUACACCUUUCGCCUGCCAAAGGGGCUACCUCCAACCCAUAAAGGGAAGACCAUCAAGAUUUCGUACAGCCUCAUCAUCGGCACGCAGCGAGCUGGUGGCGCCAAGGAGCAACAAGUUCGUUCUGUCGACAUACCCUUUAGGGUCUUGGGGAGCGUGAACAGUCAUGGCGAUAUCCUCGGACAUGACCUCAUGAACCCAUAUGUUAUGCUGCGGGAUAUGGCGGAAGUCAAGAGCCUAGGGAAGCCCAAGAAGGCACACAGAUCAAAGGCGUCUUUUGGCCCACCGACGACCAUGAAUGAGUUUCUGAGCUACGUUGAUGACCUCGCGACGAGACCUCGCAGCUCCCCGGGUGCCGCGUUGCUGUCGCCAACAGAGCCGGACUCGUCGAGGAGACCAUCCAGUUACGAGGAGGCUGCCACAACAGCGAAAGAAGCGGUACAUUUAGCCAUUAUGAGAAGCAACGUGGCCGGCGACGGACAGCAAAGCGCCAACCGGUUUGAGAUUGCCCGGAACGGGCAGCGCGUCGGCGUGGUAAUGCUUACUCGGCCUGCUUUUAGGCUGGGGGAGGUGGUGACCAUGGCUGUCGACUUUACCGGCGCAGACAUUCCUUGCUACGCGGUGCAUGCGACUCUAGAGACGACGGAGAAGGUGGACGCCUCAUUGGCGGUGAGGUCGGAGACGAGCCUGCAGCGCGUCACGAGGAAAGUCUACGUCACGUCCUCCGAGGCCACCAUGUUCUCGCGCCGAAUCGUCUUCACGCCGACGAUUCCUAUUUCCGCCACUCCCGAGUUCGUCACGAGCGGAGUCCACCUCGAGUGGAAGAUACGCGUCGAGUUUGUGGUUCCCUACCAGGGCUCCGGCAGUUCCAAAAGCGGCGAUUUGCCGGUCCCGCACCCACUGCUGGAGCAAAUCUCGGAAGACGAGAAAGGCGGGCUCGUGCUCGUGGCCAUGGAGACGCUGGCCUGCGAGAGUUUUGACGUGUCGGUGCCGCUGCGCGUCUAUGGUGCGGUAGGCAACGGAUUGGAGAGGUUGGAAAGAGACGAGGCUUCGGAAGAGGGACUGCCGGUGUAG
Ustilaginoidea virens is the source of this 2493-nucleotide messenger RNA. RefSeq lists its product as uncharacterized. The record is from RefSeq and is a predicted model, not a curated record. Bases 1 to 2493 code for a protein of 830 amino acids. Gene Ontology annotation, biological process: retrograde transport, endosome to Golgi. Lineage: Eukaryota; Fungi; Ascomycota; Sordariomycetes; Hypocreales; Clavicipitaceae. The transcript is spliced from 2 exons. Gene Ontology annotation, cellular component: Golgi membrane; Ric1-Rgp1 guanyl-nucleotide exchange factor complex.